AUGCAGACUUUCUUGCGAAUCUCUACUACAUCGACAAGAUUAUCUCUUUACCCGAUCCGCUUUUUCACCACUCCUAGUAGAUUCGAGCGGCCGGGACCGCUACCGCUUGGUGAUCCAGAAGAACAGAAAGAAUUUGAAGAACUUGUUAAGAAACAAAGCUCUGCUGAGUUGGCAGUGACAAUAGAGGAUGAAGAGCAGUUGACCCAUCCUGAUGUGCGAAGGGAACCACCACCUGAGUUCGAGGGAGACAAGAAUCCUGUUACAGGAGAAAUCGGAGGACCCAAAAGAGACCCCUUAGUACAUGGAGACUGGAGCUAUGGAAGUAGAGUCACCGAUUUUUAG
Messenger RNA from Paraglomus brasilianum, 342 nucleotides. NCBI's taxonomy places the organism in Eukaryota, Fungi, Glomeromycota, Glomeromycetes, Paraglomerales, Paraglomeraceae. The record is from the annotation of a GenBank genome assembly.